Astrephomene gubernaculifera is the source of this 3368-nucleotide messenger RNA. Lineage: Eukaryota; Viridiplantae; Chlorophyta; Chlorophyceae; Chlamydomonadales; Astrephomenaceae. The record is from the annotation of a GenBank genome assembly.
CGCUCCUUCACAACACACUCGAAGGCAUCGUGUAUUCACCCAUACACAGCGGUUUUACACUUGAAGCGUUCAGCACAUUGCCCCGUGUAAUCGCACCCUUUUGCUUUCAACGCUUUGAUAUUGGCCUACAAACGAUAUUUCAGCUCUUAUAAAAAGCCUUCCUUAAGAGAAUUUAUUAUUACAACUUCCUAUCCUGCCCAACUGCUGUCUUGGCCCAUUUCAGCGUCUAGGUCCACCACCGCACAAGAAUGGGCAAAAAGAAAGCUUUUAUCGAUAAAAAGAAAGCUGUAACUUAUAACCUUGUCUACCGUGACCCAGCCGAAGACCCGGAGGGCGAGGAUGGCGGCCAGCGUACUCUGGCGCCUAUCGGAGGCCAGCGAGGGGCGCAAGAAGACUAUUACGAACAGUAUGACGAUGAAGAAUCGUUGUACGAGUCCGAAUACAGCAUGGCAAUGUCCAGGAGCGCCGCCGCCCACCACGACGAGUCGUACACCCUGCCUCCCGAGCGCCGUCGCGAGCUGGUGUCGCUGGGCUUCCCGGACGACGGAUACGACUACCUGCGACAUAUGCGGGACCUGGGCAGGGGGCGGCCGGCGGCGGGAGGGGGCCGGGAGGGCGGAGUGGAGACCAUUCCCGAGGACCAGGAGCUGGAGGGCUUUGAGGAGGAGGGUGAUGAGGAGGGGGGAGACAGCGAGGAGGAGGAUUUCACCAUUUACGACGAACUGCUGCCACCGCAACAGCAGCAGCAGCCAGGCCCCGGGGCCGCGGGCGCCUCUACCUCAGCCGCUGCUGCUGCUGCUGCCACAAAGCUCAACGCAGCAGCGCUAGCAGCUGCCGAGGCCGCCGCCGCCGCAGCAGCAGCAGCCGGCCCCAGCACGUCCACCUCCUCCGCUGCGGCUGCAGCAGCAGCAGCAGGCCGUGCCGCCUCCGCUGCUGCUACAGGACCCGGCCCCGGCAGCGCUCGCGUCGGCGGCAUGCAACACCGCAGCGGCGGCAGCGGCGCGGCAGCCUCCGUUCGCGUGGGCGGGGGCACUGUUGCCGGCAGCGUGCGCGGGGGGGCCGCUCGCAGUGUUGCCAGCACCAGUCGCACGGACGGCUCGGGUCUGGGUCCCUCCGUGUUCGUGCGGGCUACUCGGCUGGUGGCCCCCAGGGAGGACGUGCGAGUGGUGGACGCGCGCAGGCUGCAGGUGCGACCCAAGGGUCACGACGAGGCGGCUGCCGCGGAGGCGAUGCCCGAGAUCAGCGCGCAAACACAGCCCACGGAGCUGCGCGGCCACCGGGGGAGGCUGUACCAGGACCUGGAUGAGGUGGAGAAGUGCAUGGCUGCCCUGGAGAACGGCAACGACCCGGACCGGGCGGAGCGGGUGGAGGGAGACGAGUGGGCGGACUGGUUGGACGAGUUCGUGGCGGGGGGCGGGGACGAGGAGGGCGCGGCGGGGGCGGCUGCAGGGCCGUCGGGUGGUGAGGAGGAGGGAGAUGAUGAUGAGGAGGAGGAGGGUGGGGGAGAGAGCGAGGAGCCGGAGGAGGACGAGGAGCAGGAUGAGUGGCGGAUGCGGCACCGCCGGCAGCAGCAGCAGCAGGGGCAGCCGCUGCAGGGGCAGGAGGCGGCGGCAGCAGCGGGAACUGCGGCAGCAGCGGUGGGACCUGGUUCCGUACGUGGCGGUGGUGACGGCGGGGGGGUGGCGGCUGCCUCGGUGGUGUCUAGCUUCUGGCGGCCGGAGCGGCGGGACCGCAAGCAGGGUUUCGAGGCGCUCGACGCGCAGUUCGAGCGGUUGGCGGUGGAGUACGACGACGAGGAGAUCGGAGCGCUGGAGGACGAGGAAGAUCCGCGGUACGGCAACCAUCAUGAUGACGAUGAUAAUGAUGGGGAGGAGGAGGAGAUUGAGGAGGAGGCGGGGGCGGCAGCCGCUCGUCGCGGGGCCCAACAGAAGGGCCGCGCGGCUGCUGCUGCCGCGGGCACGUGUGAGCUGUCUGACUUCGCCGACGUGCUGGAUGAAUUCCUGGCUGAGCACCGGUCGACGGAGGAGCUGGAGGCGGAGGGGUUGAAGCUGAAGCCCGCGGACGAUGUUGUGGCGCAGGCCACCCGCCCCGACCCGCAGGCCCUGGCUGCCACCCGGGCUCGCAUGCACCGGCAGCUGGCGGCGGAGGAGCGGGCGGCGGCGGCGGCGGCAGCAGCGGGCCGGGAGGACGGCGGCUGGGAGGUAACGGGCGACGCGGGGGAGCGGCGGAGCACGCUGGUGGUGGCGGAGGCGGAGCGGUGGGACUGCGAGUCCAUCCUGUCACUGACGUCAAAUCUGGAGCACCACCCAGCGAAGAUUGUGGAGCCGCAGCGGCGCAGCGGCGGGCGGGGCGGCGGGCUGAUCCGGUUGUCGGCGAAGACGGGGAUGCCGGUGCUGGCGGCGGCGGCUGGGGGUGUGGGAGGGGCGGCGGCGGUCAUUCCGGAGGAGGAGGAGGAGCAGGAGGAGGAGCGGAGUGCGAGGGGGAGUGAGAGCGAUGAGGGCGCCAGUGUGCUGGACCCGGCGCUGCUGCAGCGGCGGAAGGGCGAGACGGCGGAGGAGCGCAAGGCACGUAAGGCGGCGGUGAAGGAGGCGCGGAAGGCGCAGAGGACAGCGAAGAAGGAGAUGAAGAACCUGUUCCGGCAGCAGGCCUCCAAGGCGCAGAAGCAGUCCGCGGGGCGGUCGCAAGCGGCCGGUUCGACCUACGUCAUCCCCUAGGCCCAUGCGUGGCCUGCAGAUUAGGACACUGAAGGCGCGGACAGACAGCCCUGAUUGGUUGUGGCAUAUGGGUAUAGCUUGGUGGGUUGUCUGCGGGGGACUUUGCACACGGAGGUGCCAGGAAUGCAAGGUUUGUGCGGGAGCGAUUGAGUUGCGUGUAUGUUGGCGGUGGUGCGGGCGCAAUCGGGUGGCGCUGCCUAACUGUGGGACAAUUCACGAGCGCCGAAGGGGCGGAAAGGGUACCGUAUUACCAUUAUUGGAAUGUCAGGCCGGCGUGAGUUAUCUGGGGCCGUGCAGGUCCUCCGAACGUGAUGUUUGGGCACAGGUGCUGGGUUCCCUCGCGGCUGCGUUUGCAUGCUAAGCAGCUGAGAAUCUCCAUUUUGGUACCGGUGUACUAUCUCCCGACAGGGUCCACUGUAGGACACUGGAUGAAGUGCACCAAGAAGUUGUAAAAGAAACAUGUGUUGGCUAUCAUGUGGAAGGUGGUCUUGGAUAGCGCCGUGCAUGUCCGCAGUGCAAACUGAUGUCGCGGCUCUCUCUGCGGAGGGGAUGCGAGGUUAUGCUAGACUUUCCUAAGGAAUCUAUAGCUUUGUGCGCAAGUGGCAGACGCACAGACCAUACAUAUGGGGCCUCCCGCGCUCUGCGCUUGUAUGA